This is a messenger RNA of Daldinia caldariorum, 1336 nucleotides long. RefSeq lists its product as uncharacterized. The record is from RefSeq and is a predicted model, not a curated record. Lineage: Eukaryota; Fungi; Ascomycota; Sordariomycetes; Xylariales; Hypoxylaceae. The transcript has 2 exons. Bases 186 to 1055 code for a protein of 289 amino acids.
CCUGGGUGGUAUUGCGCUGACAUGCUUCACGCUAAGGUGUAGGUCCCACCGUCGUCAACUUGACUACGUACCUCACAUCUUAACUACCUCCUAUUAGGUGCAUUCAUAUAAAUAAAUAAAUAAAAUUCGUAGCCCUUCACGAAACUGUAAGGCAGGUAGCAGGACGUGUGAUUUUAUAUGCAACCAUGUUGGAAGGGAUGCGAUGCCUCAAAGGGCGCCGAUCUGAUAAGCCUUCAGCAACGACGGGGAAAAUCUCCAAAAAGCCAUUGAACAAAACAUGCCUUUUCAAGUAUUGGCCAGGAAACAGGAAGAAAGGGGCACCGGGUCAAUCUUUUACGCGGUCUGAGCAGCCCCCAAAUCUCAAUGUUGCGGUUUUAGACCAAGCUACAAUAUUGGGUGAUCAUGAUAUGGAUCGUGAUAUGGACCAUGAUGUAGACAAGGAGACAUUCAUCCAGUCUUUCGAGAAUACUCGCAACAGUCCGGUCGAGCAAUGGCUCGUUACUUCAGCAAUUCCUUCGUCCUACCAAGAAUUUCAGCUGCGAGAGACGACGGUCCAAGGAAGCGUACCAUCAAAGUUUCCAGACGACUUUUCUAGCAGAAGUCAUAGUUCUCUCAAAACGCGACCAUCAACGCUGCUCGGAGAAACACGUCCCCGAUUUCAAGAUCACACUGAGCUGGCAACAGAGCAUAGCACUGGGUUAAGUGCUCUAUUUCAGCAACCCGCUCGUCUCGGAUCCGAUACGAGAUCAUAUCCGAACCGCUUAAAGAACUACCCCAGUAGUUCUAGCUCGACUAACCCUCCUUCCCUGACCUUCCUGUCCCUGACGCCAAGCACAAGCUGUAGCUCUCUGAAACCCGAAGUCACUAUUCGUCAAUCCAAGUCGGCCGCUGAAUCAACGAACAGCCUUCGCGCGAAGGCAGACGAAGAUGCUGAACUGGCGAACUCGUUGAGUCAUAGAAUCGCGCUGGCUCAGGUUUUCAUGUACCAGGCCCGAAUGUCUGAUCGGCCGCUAAACACCCCUUUCGCCAUAUCCGGGGGACAUAUGUUAUCCUGAUAUUAAGAGUCCUAAUUUCGACGUCCGUGGACUACGGAUAUCGAAACGACCUAAACUAAGCUAGGCGGAUAGCAAAGUCGUUUCCCCCGAUCAUGUUCGACUCACCAGAGCUGCUCCAGAGCAGCCCCUCAAUUGCUACGUCAUGUACCAACACCAAAAUAGAUACCCAACAAAGACGUGGAUGAGGUUCUAGAACUGUUAAGGGGUCGAAAAAAAAAGCAAGCGAGCCGCAGUUAGAAGACGGAAGAAGAGAGUCUGCCUAAAUCCACCAGAUUGCUAGC